Molecule: messenger RNA, 486 nt
Organism: Megalops cyprinoides (Indo-Pacific tarpon)
Lineage: Eukaryota; Metazoa; Chordata; Actinopteri; Elopiformes; Megalopidae
Gene: rpl31
Product: ribosomal protein L31
Exons: 5
Coding region: 73-447 (124 amino acids)
Biological process (GO): cytoplasmic translation
Cellular component (GO): cytosolic large ribosomal subunit; ribosome
Molecular function (GO): structural constituent of ribosome
Source: RefSeq, a predicted model, not a curated record
UAAUCGUGUUUCUUUCGCUUUAGUACUACCCAGAAUCCUUUAAUCUUUCCUUUCAGGUAGUCCGCUGUCACUAUGGCUCCUAUUAAGAAAGGAGAGAAAAAGAAGGGGCGUUCUGCCAUCAACGAGGUGGUGACCAGAGAAUACACCAUCAACAUCCACAAGCGCAUCCAUGGAGUGGGUUUCAAGAGGAGAGCUCCCCGCGCUCUGAAGGAAAUCCGCAAGUUCGCCAUGAAGGAGAUGGGAACUCCUGAUGUGCGCAUCGACACACGAUUGAACAAGGCCGUGUGGACCAAAGGAGUGAGGAAUGUACCAUACCGCAUUCGCGUGCGUCUGUCCAGGAAGCGCAACGAAGAUGAAGAUUCUCCCAACAAACUGUACACUCUUGUCACAUACGUUCCUGUCACAACAUAUAAAGGUCUGCAGACAGUCAAUGUUGAUGAGAAUUAGAGUUGUCUUCGCUGCUGAUGAAAUAAAUGUGUAAAUUAA